AUGAUAGGAAUUUUGAGUACGUUCUCUCGAGUUGGCAACUCUGAAACUGUCAUGGCUAGACCAUGGUUUAGCUUCAUCGUGUUGGAAGUGCCUCUUUUAGCCUCUCCUGGGCCCGCGUCGAAGCCACAAACUGGCGAGUCCCCUGUCCCUGCGAAAAAUAUUGAAGCUGUUGUGGCAGAGAAGGACGAGGAGAUAGAGAGAGUCAUGAGAGAUGUCGAAGCCGGAAAAAUCGCACUGGCAGCAGAGAGAGCCAAGACGAGGACACUAGUGCAGAAGAAAGUCGAUGAAUUGAGCAAGAAGCACAUGAGUGAAAUCGCCGAGCUAGAAGGCAGAAUUAGAGAGUUGGAGAAUACGAUUAAGGGUGAGCGGGAAAGUCUGAAGAAAGCUGUGAAAAUCACUGAUGAGAACAACACUCUGCGGGUUCGUAUUCGCGACUAUGAGUCGAAGCUUGAGAGUGCUAAGAACAAGAUCGCCCGUCUUGAGACACAGCUCAAAGUGAAAGAAGAGGAUAUACUGACUUCGGCUCGCCUUGUGAAGAAUUUGACUGAGCAGAGGGACUUGUUCAAGGCGCAGUUGGAAGGACUAGGUCAAGCGGCGUCCGAUACAGAGCUACUCGCUGCGAAUGCGCGAUAUGAAGCUCUUGUGAGCGCACAUAAGCAGGCGCUAGAAUGCGAGCAGAAGGCUCGUGGUGAGGCUGUAGAUUUGCGAGUGAAGAAUGAAGCCCAUGCGAGGGAGAGGGCUCGGCUGUAUGACGAGGUGAAUGCUCUUAAGAAGAAGAUUAUCAAAGAUCAACAGGACCACCUGGCCGAACGCGACCGGAUGUCGGCGACGUUUAAUCAGAGGAUCGAGGAGAUCACUAGGGAAUUCGCGGAUGGUGUUGCGACGAAGGCCGAGGAGAGGCGACGGAGCGGAGGAGGUGCGACAAGUGAGAAGCUCAGACUGCGAGUUGAGGAGCUUACUUUUGAACGAGAUGCCCUACUUGGUGAGCUCGAGGAAUGUCGUAAAGAGGUCCCGGCAGCUGUGCGUGGUGAUGAAGGAUGAAUUAAAAUGAAUCGAUCGCAUGAUAUAGUAACGAGUAUCUUA
Messenger RNA from Perkinsus marinus ATCC 50983, 1083 nucleotides. RefSeq names its product coiled-coil domain-containing protein, putative. The record is from RefSeq and is a predicted model, not a curated record. The transcript has 11 exons. Lineage: Eukaryota; Perkinsozoa; Perkinsida; Perkinsidae. Bases 1 to 1041 code for a protein of 346 amino acids.